Scaptodrosophila lebanonensis is the source of this 427-nucleotide messenger RNA. It is a transcript of the gene RpI12, whose product is annotated as DNA-directed RNA polymerase I subunit RPA12. The record is from RefSeq and is a predicted model, not a curated record. The transcript is spliced from 3 exons. Gene Ontology annotation, molecular function: zinc ion binding; DNA-directed RNA polymerase activity; nucleic acid binding. Gene Ontology annotation, biological process: DNA-templated transcription; termination of RNA polymerase I transcription. Gene Ontology annotation, cellular component: RNA polymerase I complex. Bases 29 to 394 code for a protein of 121 amino acids. Lineage: Eukaryota; Metazoa; Arthropoda; Insecta; Diptera; Drosophilidae.
UAUACACGUGCAUAAUAGAGUCGUUGUUAUGGAAGUGUUUAACAAUCGACCGGGAUUUUGUCCAUCAUGCGGCUCGAUUCUGCCGCCGUUGCAAAUGAAAGGUAACGUUGUUUGCUUUAAUUGCAAGCAGGAGUUUUUGCCCGACGUGUACAUAGGAGAGAAGACCGAAUUUACCAUACAAUUUAACACAUACGACCCCACCAAGAUCUUCAGUAAAGCCAAAAGGGAAUCCAGAACAGCGGAUUCAGAUGGUCCAGUGGUAGAGCGGAAAUGCCCCAAGUGCGGUCACGACAAGAUGUCCUAUGCAACGUUACAGCUGCGUUCUGCCGAUGAAGGCCAAACCGUUUUUUUUACAUGUCUACAGUGCAAAUACAAGGAGUCGGAAAAUUCUUAAAUACUCAAUCCUGGCUGUAAAUUAUUAUUAUUA